Molecule: messenger RNA, 1260 nt
Organism: Acanthoscelides obtectus
Lineage: Eukaryota; Metazoa; Arthropoda; Insecta; Coleoptera; Chrysomelidae
Source: the annotation of a GenBank genome assembly
AUGGUGUCCAGCGCGACGCGGCCGCUGACUGAUGGAGAGAUUCCGGAUAAAUAUGCUCGGAAUCCCAGGCAUACUAGAUGGGGGUCCUUUAGGGCAGACAUUGACAGUAAGCUUGGAGCGGUCCCAUACAGGCUUGGCAGGGGCUCUGACAUAGAAGCAGCUGUCGAGUCUCUGAGCAGGGACUUGACGGCCGCAUAUGAGGAAAACUGCCCGUUACGCAAAGUACAAGACCCUGAGAUUCUAAGUGAUUCUGACAUGGAAAUAAUGGACGGUGCUGUUGAAUGGAAUCCUUCAAAUGGUUAUGUGGCUGGGUACAUUUUGGGCAGACUCAAAAUUGAUAGUAAUUGUGAAUCCUGUGCAAGAUUAUUUUCUUUGGUUGUCACUGAAAAGCAUCUAUUUGUGACGUUUAAAGAGCAUGAUGAGGAAAAGCGAUUGAAGUAUGCAAGUGAAGAUUUAAUUAACCUCAUUGGUCUUCUGGAUGAAAAGAUCCUUCCCAAGAACCCGGAAAGGAGAAAAAGGUGGUUGUCGGCCCGUGGAUUCGAGGAAAACCAUCAAUUUCCUAAGAGGGUGGAGCUAUGUUCCAAGCGUUUUGGAGAAAAUGCGUUUGUUUAUGGAAGUGAGGGACAAAAGACACUCAAGCGGGAUGCGAUUCCUCUCAUCUCUCAUUCUUUGUUUGAUCCUGCAGUAAGCACCAGUUCAGAAUCAUUUGUAAGUCCAGAGAAGCAAGAAGACUCAGAUUGUAGUACUAUAUCUGCCAUUUCAAUCACUUGUGAGGGGACUCCUGCUAAAAAAAGCGACCUAUCCCCACACACCAUAAAGUGGCCAACAGAAGAUGAGAAAGGGAUUAUCGAAAACCAUUUCAACAUGAAUGGGUUUCCAAAUGUCAUCCGUGCCAUUGAUGGUACUCACAUUAAAAUUGAUAAGCCCCAGAAUGACCCUGAUUCCUACAUCAAUCGCAAAGGUUAUUAUUCAGUGCAGAUGCAAGCAGUUUGUGACCAUACAUAUAAAAUAUUGGAUGUGUUCAUUGGAUACCCAGGCUUGGUGCAUGACAGUAGAGUGUAUCGGAAUUCCCCUCUAAAGAACACUUUACAAGCAAAAUGUGGAGGAUACUUUAUAUUAGGGGAUAGUGGCUAUCCCUUAGAAACCAAUUUAUUGACACCCUAUAAAGAUAGAGGAAAUUUAACUGCCAGACAAAUAAAUUACAAUGUCAAAGUUUCAAAAAACCAAUAUGUGAUUGAGCAACUGUUUUGGGAUGCUUAA